AAUACUAACUUUCACUCAAAUUGACGUUUACCUUUUCGUAAACUUUAUUACAAAAAUUUAAAUAUAUAAAAGAUAAAAAGCAUACAGUGUAUGAAAUCCUCUUUAUUUAAUAAUGGCGUUUAAACUUGCAUUAUCAAGGUUUAAAACCCCAUUUAUACCAAAAGCUGAAGUUCUACAAAAACCUUCGAUAUACAUACAGCAUUAUUCAAUAUCAACAAACAAUUCAUCUCCCCAACAAAGGAAGUUGACUUGGAACGAAUAUUUUGUAUUAAGGCGUAAAAGACGAAUAACUGAACGGUUAGUUACAAUUCCAACGGCACUUGGAGGUUUCGGGAUUAGUUUUGCUUAUUUUGCUUCUAAGGAAUUUGAUCCUACUCUAAUAUGGGGACAUGAUCCUCUUGUGAUUUAUGGAUUUGGGACUAUUUUAUGUGGUUUUACUGGAUUAAUGAUUGGACCUGUCAUUGGAAGUUCAAUUUGGAAAUUGUUUCAUAGGAGGGAAGUUGAAUUAAUGGAACAGAGCGAUCGAGAUUUCUAUGCUCACAUUAAAAAGAAUAGAGCGGAUCCAUCUUUACACUCACUUCGAAACCCAGCACCUGAUUAUUACGGUGAAAAAAUUAAAUCUGUGACAGAUUAUCGUAGAUGGUUGAGGAAACAAAGAGAUAUUAUUAGAAAGGGAACAUUUCAUCUUGGAGAGGAGGACUAGAUUAAAUAUAUUUUUAUUUCAAUAAAGGUCUAUUACCAUAUAAAGUAUUAAUAAUAUUAAUUAUUUUGAUAAUAUAAUAAUUGUAAUUAAAUAAUAAUUGUAAUAUUGAGUCCCUUCUAUUAUAUAAUCACCUCAAUUUAUAUUUUAAAUCGACUUAAUUAAUGUUUUAACGAUCAAUUGGUUAUUACUGAUUAGUGAUCAAUAAUCAGAAAAUUUUUCUCCUUGCUACUAGAGGUCAUUGCAAGAAGCCGAGAAAGAAAAGGCAAGAUUCUACGGUUUGCCUUCAAAAAGAUUUCCAAAUUGUCACUUUACGCACCCAAUAUUGCCGUGAACCACUUUGUUUUCUCAUAAGACUAUUACUAUUGUUCCAAAUCGACCACAUCACAAAGGUUUAGCA
Molecule: messenger RNA, 1100 nt
Organism: Rhizophagus irregularis DAOM 181602=DAOM 197198
Lineage: Eukaryota; Fungi; Glomeromycota; Glomeromycetes; Glomerales; Glomeraceae
Biological process (GO): protein import into mitochondrial matrix
Cellular component (GO): PAM complex, Tim23 associated import motor
Source: RefSeq, a predicted model, not a curated record